This is a messenger RNA of Haliotis rubra (blacklip abalone), 1128 nucleotides long. Its product is annotated as G-protein coupled receptor dmsr-1-like. The record is from RefSeq and is a predicted model, not a curated record. Lineage: Eukaryota; Metazoa; Mollusca; Gastropoda; Lepetellida; Haliotidae. The transcript has a single exon. Gene Ontology annotation, biological process: G protein-coupled receptor signaling pathway. Gene Ontology annotation, cellular component: plasma membrane. The coding region runs from base 1 to 1128 and encodes 375 amino acids. Gene Ontology annotation, molecular function: G protein-coupled receptor activity.
AUGGAAUCGUUCAACAUGAACAAAAGCUCCCUACACCAUAGUAGCGCCUGGAACGCCACCUACAAUAUGACGUCAGGAAUCGUGACCAGUGACGUCGGUAACACGGAGUAUUCCAACUCCCUGACUGUGAUUGGUUCCGUGGAGCGGCAUUAUAUAUUGGUUAUUCUGAUUCUUGGUUUCCCUGGUAACCUCGCCAGCAUAGUGACCAUUCUUAAAAUGUCACGGUUGAAGUCAUCAACAUUUUGCGUCGCAGCGUUGAGUGUCGUCGACAACGUUGCUCUCAUACUUAAAACAAUAUUCAUGGAGCUGCUACAUCAGCCUAACGCCUUCUCAGUAGCGGGAUGCAGGUUCAUGUGUUUCUUUGGACUUGUGACAGCUGCCUUUUCAAACUGGAUUCUGGUUGCCGUGGCGACCGAGCGUUUUAUGGCAGUACGGUUUCCACUAAAGGUUGCAAGUAUCUGGACAUUAAGGCGAACGGUUUUUCUUGUGUGUCUAAUAUUUUCGUGUCUCUGUGUCUUACAUCUGCACAUAUUCUGGACAAUUGUAAACUCCGUCAACGGCUGUGACUACUCCGCCGACUACAGGGACUUCACCACGGAAUACUGGUACUGGAUCAGCGCAUCAGUAUAUGCAUUCAUCCCAUGCACUGUUCUCAUCAUGUUCAACUUCCUCAUCGUCUACAGCAUACAACAGUCCUCCAAAGUCCGUCGACAUUUAGCAAUGAACUCAAGUUCCUCAAACAAAGCACAGCGAUCAGGGUCUGGUAGUCAUGACAACCAUAUCACUAUUAUGCUGGUCACCGUGACCAUCAUGUUCGUCAUACUGACCAUUCCUCGCUGCGUCGUCAUGCUCGUCAUUAAAGCUGGUCCCCCUCAAUCACCUCUGGACCACGUGCAGCGACGUCUCCUCGACGUGCUUACAUCCAUGUUCGCCGAUUCCAACCACGCCGUUAACUUCUAUCUGUACUUCUUCGCUGGAAGACAGUUCCGUUAUCAGUUCCUCAAGACGAUGUUCGGUCGCCGCCGUGACAACAACAACUCCAUCGCUACGAAUAGGUCGACGUUGGCGAGGGAGGAAGAAAUGAUCGUGAUGACAAGAGAUAGAUAUUCUCAUCCUAAUGACCUUUGA